CCAUGGCUGUACACUGUCAGACAUGCGGCUGUCUGGCUUGUUCGUCUAAUGUACACAUUAUAAGCUUGCUUGCUUGCAGGAUUUGCAUGGAGACCAGGUGUUUUCACAGAUCGGAAUAUAAUUUAAACUUCUGGUACAGCAGCAUAACAACCCCUUCUUUAAAGCUUUGUAGAAAGUCCCUCACAUUUUUUCAGAGACCCAUGUGCUGGUGGAUGCUGCCUCUUCUAGUUUGAAAGCCCUGCUGACUGGCUGCUUUGCUCUCAUUCAGUUAUGUUCAUACCUUUUUUUUUCUUUCUUUUUUUUCCAUUUAGACGGUAUUCAGAUUCUAUUUCAUAUGUUAAAUCUAUAUUCUAAUCUGUUUUUACCUCCACCCCAAACCCCACUCUUCGUCUAUUUAUGCAUCGAUGUAUCCCAGAAGUCAUCCUCAUAUAGCCUCCACCUUACUGUGGCCUGCCUUGCGUGGGAUAUCUGGAGAGUGGGAGGAGAGCAGAGAGUGGAGAUUUGAUGCCUGUAACGGUCAGAGGUGUGGCAUAGUCAAAUCAUGGGGGAUUCAAUAUUCAACUGCUGUUAUGUCCCACCCCAUCCCUCAGGCGAGGGGGAGCCGGACGGGUCCAGACGCACAAAGAUCAUGGCAUCCAAUUCAACAAACAUCUCCUCCGACAAGCGCUUCCUCAUCUUCUUUGACUUUGAUGAGACCAUCGUGGAUGAGACCACCGACGACGUGGUGGUGCAGACCGCCCCCGGUCAGCACCUCCCGGACUGGCUGAAGGACACCUACCAACCUGGCCGCUACAACGAGUACAUGCAGCGCGUCCUGGCCUACCUGGCGGAGCAGGGCGUCACCGAGAGCGACAUCCGCAGCACCAUGGAGAAGGUCCCGGCCACCCCCGGCAUGUCCACCGUCUUCCAGUUCCUCCGCACUCGCCCUCCGCAGGACUUCGAGGUGGUGCUGUUGUCCGACGCCAACAUCUUCUUCAUCGAGUCCUGGCUCCGACGCGCCGGGGCUCGCCAACUCUUCCACCGGAUCUUCAGCAACCCGGCCACCUUCAACAGGGACGGCCGGCUGGUGCUGCGGCCCUUCCACUCCCACGACUGCCUGCGGUGCCCCAACAACAUGUGCAAGCAGGUGAUCGUCCGGGACUAUGUGGCCCGCAGGACGCAGGAGCGGGGCCGCCCGUACCAGCGGGUCUUCUACGUUGGGGACGGUGCCAACGACUUCUGCCCGGCGCUGGCCCUCGGGCCCCGGGACUUGGCUUUCCCGCGGCGGGACUUCCCCAUGCACCGGCUGAUCACGGAGACCCAUGAAGCCAUGCCAGGGGAGUUCAAGGCGGUCACGGUGCCGUGGAGCAGCGGGGAGGAUGUGGUGCAGAGGCUGAGGAAGCUGGUGGCAGAGUAGAGGGUCCCACAUAGAGACAGAGAGGGGGGGUAAAGGAGAUCAUUAAGGGGGCCAGUUGACACAUUUUGUCACAUUCUCAGGUUAAAUAGUCCCACAAACUAAUGUUAAGGCAAUAAAAACCAUUUGUGUUGGAAGUAGAAAUCAACUGUGUCUGUCAGGCGUCCAGCCUACACGUGCCUCAGUCAGCCUCUCACGUUCCGGUCAGGAGGUCACUCUCAGGACAGAGGCACAGUUUAUCAUCAUCAGCAGGUCAAUGAUUAUGGAGACCUGCCACUAUCACCUUAAGAAAGGAAAUCAAUGACAUAUCAGUGCUUUGUUAUAAAGAUUAAGAAGUUUUAAGGUUGGGGAUAGACCUAUUUGCGUAAUAAUGAGUCUCCCCUUUAAUGGGACAUGGUGCUUUUAAAUGUUAAACUGGGUCAGUAUGGAAAUCCCUUUAAGCAGGCCCAACUUAGUAGCAAUAUUUAAAAGUGUUACGGAUGUUUAUGCCAACCAAGAAAUGGGGUGCUCUUUAAUAACAAGUGUGUUUAUUUAUCUGCAUUUUUUUUUUUUUUAAAUAUUAAAUUAUAGUCUCAAUAAAUUAAAUCUAAGUAACACUGCUACCUGAAGGGCAUUCCAAUAAGGUGACCAAACAAUAUUUUUAUUAAUGUGCUUCUCACAGAAUAUAUGUCUAAUUUAGAAAAGUAUGACAAUGUUGUAAGGGUGUGUUUGUUUGUUACCUUGUCUAUCUUGUCUUUUGUGUCUUUACUGUGUAGGCCAGGCCUACGGAAGAAAAUAUUAACACCAGCAGGAAUAAAG
Messenger RNA from Anoplopoma fimbria (sablefish), 2191 nucleotides. It is a transcript of the gene phospho1, whose product is annotated as phosphoethanolamine/phosphocholine phosphatase 1. Lineage: Eukaryota; Metazoa; Chordata; Actinopteri; Perciformes; Anoplopomatidae. The transcript has a single exon. The record is from RefSeq and is a predicted model, not a curated record. Gene Ontology annotation, molecular function: phosphatase activity. The coding region runs from base 542 to 1396 and encodes 284 amino acids.